AUGUCUGGAACUAGUCUCUCAGGUCCUACUGAUCAAUCCCUGGCUAAACUUCAGUCUUUAUCCGUGAUUCGAUUGGAUUUUAACUAUAUCUCCGGUCCAAUACCAGCAUUCUUUGCAAACUUUUCAAACCUGACGGUGUUGAGCUUGGAUUUUAACAGUAUCUCUGCUCCAAUUCCAGAAUUCUUUGCCAAUUUUUCAAAGUUGUCUUCCUUGAGUCUCAAAUAUUGUCAGUUGCAAGGAACAUUUCCCAAAGAGAUCUUUCAGGUACCUACUCUACAAAAUAUCGACCUUUCGCAUAAUUUGAAUCUUGAUGGCUCCUUGCCAGAAUUUCCAAAGAAUGGAUCUCUUCGAUCCUUGGUACUAAGAUGGACAAAAUUUUCAGGCUUCUUGCCCAACUCUAUUGGAAACCUCAAAAUGUUGUCCACGAUAGAUCUUUCAGGUUGCAGCUUCACUGGAUCAAUCCCAAAGUCAAUGGAAAACCUGACAGAAUUGGUUAGCCUGUACAUGCCAUCACAGAGGUUUCAUGGUCCGAUAGACUUUAUUCACUGGGAAAACCUUGUUAAUCUGGUACAUCUCCAACUGGAAUUCAAUCACCUAAAUGGGAGUAUUCCAUCAUCUAUUUUUUCUUCUCCCUUGUUAAAGGAACUACUACUUUCCCACAAUCAAUUUUCUGGUCAACUCCAUGAAUUUCCUAACGUUUCUUCCAACUUAAUUACCCUUGAAGGACCAAUACCUGUGUCUAUCUUGAGUUUCAGAGGGCUCUAUACACUUGAUCUUUCUUCAAACAAUUUCACUCGCUUUCCUUUUAAUGGUCCUCAGCAACUGAGAAAUCUUUCGACCAUUGAUCUUUCCCACAAUAGCUUGCUGGUUUUAUAUAAUGGUUCCAGUUCCUCAGCUUCCUCUUUUACUCAAAUUCAGGAUAUGAACUUGGCUUCUAACAAGUUGAGAAGAUUCCCAAAUUUCUUGAGAAACCACAUCUAUUUAGAACGUUUGGACCUCUCAGAAAACCAGAUUCAAGGCAUGGUUCCCAAUUGGAUUUGGGGGAUAAGUUCUCUUUCUCAGCUAAAUCUUUCAUCCAACUCCUUCUCAACUCUCGAAGGGCCUUUACCUAAAUAUUCCAGUGUGUCUGUUCUCGACCUUCAUUCAAACCAACUUCAGGGGCAAGUCCCAUUUUUCUCACCAAGUGCCCGUUAUCUGGAUUAUUCAAAAAAUCGUUUCAGCUCUAGUUUACCAACUGAAAUUGGUGAUUUCCUAGCUUCCACUGUGUUCCUCUCUCUUUCAAGCAAUAACUUGCAUGGGCUCAUUCCAGUAUCAAUAUGCAAUGCAAGUUAUGAGGUUCUUGAUAUGUCCAAUAACUCUUUAAGUGGUAUGGUUCCCCAAUGCUUGACUGAAAUGAAGAGUCUUAGAGUACUUAUUUUAAGGAAAAACAACCUUAAUGGAACUCUUUCUAACAGAUUUACUGGAUAUUGUGGUUUAAGAGCUCUAGACCUC
This is a messenger RNA of Prunus avium (sweet cherry), 1491 nucleotides long. NCBI's taxonomy places the organism in Eukaryota, Viridiplantae, Streptophyta, Magnoliopsida, Rosales, Rosaceae. The record is from RefSeq and is a predicted model, not a curated record.